This is a messenger RNA of Diorhabda sublineata, 1874 nucleotides long. RefSeq names its product cytochrome P450 9e2-like. The transcript has 7 exons. Bases 164 to 1753 code for a protein of 529 amino acids. Gene Ontology annotation, molecular function: iron ion binding; heme binding; monooxygenase activity. Lineage: Eukaryota; Metazoa; Arthropoda; Insecta; Coleoptera; Chrysomelidae. The record is from RefSeq and is a predicted model, not a curated record.
AAUCAAGCGAGAUUGUUUCUUUUUCUCCCUUCCUUCCUUUUUUUUCUUCGAUAAAAAUUCAUUAUUAAUUGAUUUAAUCGAGCUGAUAAAUUUCUUUUGUUACCAAUUUACUUUAGUCGUGCUACAGUACUCAUCAGAAAUUUAUUAAUGUGAAAAGGUGAAGAUGUUUGAAUUAUUAGUAGCUGGAGCCUUUCUAGGUUUUCUCUUCUAUUAUUUCGCGGUAAAGCCGAUGACUUAUUGGAAAGAUCGUGGAGUUAACCAAUUAAAUCCGAUACCGCUUUUCGGAGAUAUUUUCGGUACUUUAAAUAACAAAGAAACUUAUGCGGAGAUAAUAGAAAGGGCUUACAAAGCAGAUCCAAAAGCUAGAUACCAUGGACUUUACCAGUUUACGAGACCUACAAUAAUAAUAAAAGAUGUAGAUUUAAUUAAACAGUUUUCGAUUAAAGAUUUCGAACAUUUCAUGGAUCAUACGAGCUUCAUUUCAGAAAAAGCUGAUCCUCUGUGGGGUACCAGCUUAUUCGCACUUAAGGGACAAAAAUGGAGUGAGCUCAGACCAAUAAUCAGCGCUUGUUUUACAAGUAGCAAAAUGAGAGCUCUUUUCGUAUUAAUGAAGGAAUGCGCGGAAAAUUUCGAUAAAUAUUUUACGCAGAAAAAAGAGGACUCGAUUGAAAUCGAAAUGAAGGAAAUUAUAACUCGUUUUACGAACGACGUUACAGCUACAACGGCUUUUGGUAUAAAAACCGAUUCCUUGGCCGAUCCCGAAAACGAAUUUUAUCUAAUGGGUAAAGAAGUAUCGAAUGUGAGUGGAUUUUGGAAGAGGAUGAAAUUUUUGGGAUACUUCCUUUUUCCGAAAUUUCUAGAAUUUUUCAAAAUUAGAUUUUUCGAAGAACACAUAGCCAAAUUUUUCACUGAUCUUAUCGACGAAACUAUUAAAGUUAGAGAAGAGAAAGGAAUUAUUCGCCCCGAUAUGGUUCACAUAUUGAUGGAAGCUAGGAGAGGCGUUGAAAAUAAAGAAGAAAACGUGAUAGAUACAGGAUUCGCUGCAAAAUCUCACGAAUACGACUUUGGUAAAUUAGGCAAAAAAGUAACACAACAAAUGACCAAUCAUGACAUAGCGGCUCAAGCUUUAUUUUUCUUUUUUUCCGGAUACGAUUCCGUUUCUGAUUUAAUGUGUUUCAUGGCUUACGAAUUAGCCAUUAAUCCAGAUAUUCAAAGUAAACUCAGAAACGAAAUUCAUUCGACACUAGAAGAAUGUAAGGGAGAUCUAACAUAUGAAGCUCUUUUGGGCAUGAAAUAUAUGGAUAUGGUUGUAUCAGAAACACUCAGAAAAUGGCCGGCCGUUAUUGCUUUAGACAGAAUUUGUACAAAAGAUUUCACCAUUCAACCGGUAAAUCCCGGAGAAAAGCCAGUUACUAUAGAAAAAGGCACAGUCGUUUGGUUUCCGAAUUUGGCUAUGCAACGCGACUCUAAAUAUUAUCCCGAUCCGGAUAGAUUCGAUCCAGAAAGAUUCAACGAUCAAAAUAAACAUAACGUCAAUCCGUACGUUUACAACGCUUUCGGUAUCGGACGAAGACUUUGCAUCGGUACAAGAUACGCGCUAAUGGAAACAAAAAUAGUAUAUUUUUAUCUUCUUAAUCACUUCGAACUUGUUCCUAAUGCCAAAACACCGAUUCCACUCAAAUUUUCCACAAAAGCUUUCAAUUUGUUAGUAGAAGAAGGUUUCUGGUUCGAUUUGAAACAGAUAAAAAACUAAACCCAUGUGAAUUAUAAUGUUAUUAAAUAAAUAAAGUUGUUUCUGCUAUAUAUAAAAUGAAUUGAAGAUAUGUAUAAUAAUAAAUUACAAUAUUCUUGAUUAAAUAUUUUCAUCUGAAACA